This is a messenger RNA of Brassicogethes aeneus, 2603 nucleotides long. Lineage: Eukaryota; Metazoa; Arthropoda; Insecta; Coleoptera; Nitidulidae. The record is from the annotation of a GenBank genome assembly.
UUUUAAGCGAUUUUACCUAUUUAAUUGAGUUUUUAGUGGAAACUUUUAAAACGAUAACAAUGAGUACUCACUGUUUUCCUUAUAGACCAUAUGAUUAUAUGUACGAUCCCAUAUUUUCGGUCUCUGGUCCUACAGACCACUACAAAGAAGCAGUUAAAUGCAAAAUAACAACCGCAAAAUUUCAAAUAUGCCCAAUAUUUCCAAACAUGUUUUCGGACCUUCGCAACUAUCCUCGCCAAAAAUUAGUAAGACGAAGAAGCGAAUCGAUACCACUUUACGUGGAACCUGAUAACAAACCGAAAAUGUCCACUGAAUCAUUUGAAGUUAUUUCGUCCAAUGUACUGGGAAAAGACAAAUGCAAGUUCUUUAAACUCCCUAUCACCAAUUUUCCACCUAGGGAUAUUUUACCAUAUAGGACUAUAGCGCCAUUUCAUAUAAAAAAAGUACCAGAGAAAAAUGAGGGUAAAACGCAAAUUAAUGUAGCCACAAACACAGUGUAUUCCAAUGCAGAAGCCCAAACAGAACCUUGGGAGCCACCAUACAAAAUUAUUGGCGAAGGAGAACCUGAGGUGCUUCUUUUAAGCUUCCUAAAAUGGGGUGAGGGUUUACCAGCUGGUCAACACGAAAUCGAAUUAAUAGAAAGGGCAAGAAUGAAAAGGGCAUGGGAAAAAGCCAUAAAGCCAAACGUUGCAGAUGAACAAUCCAUGAAUCAGUUGAAGGAGUAUCUAGAAGCACUAGAACUGGAUGAAUGGGCUUUUAGAGAAAAGGAAAUUCAAGAAAUACAAGAUAUGAGGAUGGAGCUACUACAAAAAAUGUUGGAGGAAGUUCACGAGAAUAGUAAAAAAAGAUCGCAAUCAAAACUAAAUAGCAUUAUAGAGCGUACCAUCGCAGAAAAAAAUAGAAAGUUGGAAAAAUUGAGAAAUGGCGCUAAAAGAGAUCUGCGAAAACUGGGACUGGCCGCCCGCGGCAUCAACCAACGUUACCACAAGGUGAACAUUAUCGAUGAACAUGUGGACUUCAAGUCGGAAAUUUACGCGCCGAUGAUGAGGCACGGCGAGCAUCCGAAACGUUGGCACAAAGUUAUCGACGAAAACAACAAAAAGUACAAGGCGCAGUUUAUCGGGGUCGAGAAGAUCAGCACGCUGCCAACUUGGAUAGAUAAAGCUACCAAGGUGACCGAAAGGGAGAUCGACAGAAAGCUGCCGACAAGGCAUAUUUGCAUGAGGGAGACCAAGUGGACGCAACCGGUGUUAAAGGAACUACAUGAAGAAUUAAAAUCUAUGCGUGUUAAAGAGGAAAGAAGAUCAUGCGGGUUAUUAAAGAGAAUAGAAGUAGAACAAGUUUUGCAAUACACGUCUGAAGCUGAAGCCAUUCCCGACGAAGCUGAGUCUCAGUAUCAAGCUGUAGUGAGGCUGCAAAGUACCAUAAAAGGGCGUGCUACACAAGUUCUGAUUUACGAAGGGCGCGAUAGAUGCCGUAAGUUAAUAGAGACGCUGAGAACGUCCGUGGGCCUUCUACAGUCACAAAAAGACGAAAAGUUGAAGACCAAAUUGAAGGUUAAAAGUCAGCAACGUCAAGAAUUCCUAAAAGACUAUAAGCUCGAACAAGUAAAAGAAAGCCUGGAACGCCUGCGAGGCUCGUCCGUCGGUACUCUUCUGGACUUCUUAAACAAAGAGCUACGCAGGCUGCAAUGCGAACGCAAGGCGCAUGCGCUCUGUAUGAGCUUGGAAAGGGACCUCCACACGCGCGAAGCUGCCGAAGCGGGACGAAGGCAGAGAGAGCUGCGAAGAAGGCGGGAGCACGACGAGAUCUUCAAGCAAGUCGUCAAAAUACACCAGGAAACGGUCGAUAUGUAUUUGCAGGACAUUAUUGUCGAAGGAAUGGAUUUUGCUUCGCAGGACGAGGCUUCUUGCUAUAUUAAAGCCAUAGCCAGGAAAAUCGAUUUGGAAACGGAGGAACUCUAUAAAUUGUCAUCUUCGAUAGAAACUCAGGAUGAAGUUGUAGCUGAUAUGGUACAUCACUUCUUGUUAGAAGAAACACAAAAAGAAGUAGUCAGGCAUAAUAUCAAUGCAAAGCAAAAACAUGAUUUGAGAACAAUACAUGAAGAAGUAUUUGGAACCACGGAAAAUUUGCCCAAGAUCCCUCAUUCUAGCAUAAAAGAAGAAAGUGUCACAGCAAUAGUAGGACCAAUAGUGAGAGAUAUAUGCGAUAGAGCGAUGGACGAAGUAGACUUGGGCAACGAAGAUUUCAUUAGACAUGAAAUUCUUGAACCUCUCAUCGACAGAGUGGUUUUUCAAGAUGAUCCUGAAGAAUUCAGUUACCAAGUUCCGGUGCAGACAGAAGACGAAAAGAGUGUUGCAGAACCGACCAAACUUGAACAUGAUGAAGUGCUGGAAGGAGUACAAUAUGCGGAACAAUCUGAUGCUCCAACAGAAGUAUUAAAAUAUGAAAGUUAUGAAGAAGAGAAAACUGUGGAAGAACAUCCAAGUGAACAAUAUGAAGCUUCGACGGAAGUUUUGGAAGAUGUAAGUUAUGAAGAAGACAAAACUGGGGAAGAAUCUCCAAGUGAAGCAGAUGAGUAUCAAGCUCCCAGUGAAGGAUAA